CCAACCUAGCUGGUAUCACGAAAAGCCGAGCGUUGGAGAUCUCCCUAGUCAUCUCUGCUCAAACGACGCGAGUUUGUUUACCUGUCAUACAUUUAUUGACAGCCAGAUAACGCCACGGACUUGGCUAAAGCAAAACGAUCAGGAACGUCUGCAUAUUUUGAUAACGGGUGAAAAUGUUUCGGGAAACACCAAAGAUCGUAAUUGAAGAUGCGACGGCGCCUAGCGCAGCUUACGCGCCCAGCGUACGCAUGGAGGAUUUAAUUGAUAAGUUGAAAAUCCUCAAUUACGACACUGAAUUCGUACAAAAUAUGAAAAUGAAACCUAUAAACAGGCAUUACUUUGUUGUUGCGACCAAUUCGGGGGAGCAGUUUUACAUGUUUACUUCGCUUGCUGCCUGGUUGAUAAGGAAAAGUGGAACGAGUUUUGAACAGCCGCAGGAAUACGAUGAUCCAAACUCAACCAUAUCCAUGAUUCUUGAUCACCUCAGAGCUAUCGACAUUGCCGUCGAAUUUCCUCCAAACAAAUUAAAGCAGGGCGCUGGCGAGCAUGCUAUUUAUGUAUUGGACUGCCUCGCUGAUCAGGCUAUCAGAGUUGUCAAUUUCAAAUGGAAAAAAGUUGAAAUACCCCCAGAAGAUCCUACACCGGAACCUGAGAUAGAAGAUGACGAUGCGGAGUUGAUACUGGAAAAAGUUGAGGAGGAAAUGUUGGCUGAGUAUGAGGAGGAGGACGAGGAUGACGUUUUACAUGUAGAUGACAUAACUAAAUUAUAUGGACAAAAUAUGCUUGACAUUCAGAAGCCGGAGAAUAUCCUUGAGUCUAAAACAGACAUGGAAGAAUGGAAACUCGAAUUAGAGAGAGUCUUACCUCAGCUGAAGGUAACUGUAAAAACUGAUUCCCGAGACUGGAGAGCUCACUUGGAUCAAAUGAAACAACAUCGGUCAAACAUUUAUGCGAAUCUUGGCAAUACAAAGAGCCAAUUAGAGAGGUUGCAUUCCGACAUAGCAAGUACGUUGGAUAAGAUAAAAACACGAGAAAUGUAUGUAAACAGACAACUGGAGCCUGUCCUAAACGAAUUUCAAACAUUGCAAGAGGAAAUGUCGAAAGUGAAGGAACAGUACAGAGACGUCAGUGGUGGAGUGACUGAGAGAACGAGAACUCUAAAUAAAUUAACUGACGAAUUAGAGCAAGUUAAGCGAGAAAUGGAUGAGAGAGGAUCAAGCAUGACAGAUGGAACUCCCUUGAUAAAUAUCAAAAAAACGAUUACAAAAAUGAAGAACGAAAUCUCGGAGAUGAACGUCAGAAUCGGUGUUCUUGAAUACAGCUUGAUGUGCACCAGAGUUCGUGAUCGUACUCAACUUCAGGAAGAUAUGAACAGCACAAGCAGCUCGUUGAUGAUUUGAGGAAAAUUCAAGGUCAUAGAUAUCUAAAGUUCGUGCAUAUUUUUCGUGUGCGACUGAAAGAUUUGCGGGGGAACUUUUCUAUCCGAUCAGUUAAUAUUACUGUCUUUGGAUUAUUACCUAGGUUUUUCAUACUUGGUAUUAGAAAUGGAAGUACUACAAACAGCAUAUCUGCAUAUUAUUCAUUUUCUCUUAUUGAGUAUUUAGUUUCGUUCCAUAAUAUGUCUGAAGAAAAUUUUUUCGGUAGCUGAAUCUCUGGGUGAAAAAAAACGGAAAACAAAUUGAUCAUAGCCACUAUUAAUUAAUCCGAAAGACGUUUCCUUGACGCUAUCAUAGUGCCUUGUUCACCACCGUUAUCAGUACCUGAGAUCCCACCGAAAUAGUUGAUAAGCUAUAACUAUAAACGGAAACUACAACCGUGUCUAGGUAAAGAUCAUUGCACGAUUAGUAAUAAGACACAUCGCAACUUAUAAACUAGUCAGCAUAAAUUGUUAUCAUUCCUUUGAUAUAAAUGUAUUUAUUAAAUUAAUGAUUCUCAGUC
Molecule: messenger RNA, 1938 nt
Organism: Neodiprion virginianus
Lineage: Eukaryota; Metazoa; Arthropoda; Insecta; Hymenoptera; Diprionidae
Gene: IFT57
Product: intraflagellar transport protein 57 homolog
Exons: 7
Coding region: 174-1400 (408 amino acids)
Biological process (GO): non-motile cilium assembly; intraciliary transport
Cellular component (GO): intraciliary transport particle B; cilium; centrosome
Source: RefSeq, a predicted model, not a curated record